This is a messenger RNA of Lates calcarifer (barramundi perch), 996 nucleotides long. RefSeq names its product olfactory receptor class A-like protein 4. The transcript has 4 exons. The record is from RefSeq and is a predicted model, not a curated record. Gene Ontology annotation, cellular component: membrane. Gene Ontology annotation, molecular function: pheromone receptor activity. The coding region runs from base 1 to 987 and encodes 328 amino acids. Gene Ontology annotation, biological process: G protein-coupled receptor signaling pathway. Lineage: Eukaryota; Metazoa; Chordata; Actinopteri; Centropomidae.
AUGACGCUGGAUGAAGACGAGGAGCUCACGGCGAAGGGAUAUCGUGACUAUUCGUCCCCUCCACUAACUGCCUUUUACAUUGUCCUGGUGUUGCUGGGCAUCGUGGGUAAUGCCACUGUCAUUGGGGUGAUUGGUAAGAGUGUGAUUACAGACCGUGUUGGAGGACGCAAUUCGGAUCUCAUAAUCAUUAACAUGGCACUGUCUAACCUGAUGGUGUCUGUAGUGAGGAACACACUGCUCAUCACUUCAGAUUUAGGACUCAAGGUGUAUUCAUCCAAAGGGUGGUGUCAGCUUCUGAUGGGUCUCUGGGUGUGGCUGCGAUCGGUCAACGUGUGGUCAACACUCUUCCUCAGUGCGUUCCACCUCCAGACUUUGAGGCGUGUAGCUCCCACUAUGAAGAACCUUCACAGGCCCCGGGGUGCUCCAAAGACCCUACUGCUGAGUAUUGCCCUCAUGUGGCUUCUCAACUAUAUUUACUCCAUUCCUGCUCAUAUAUUUUCUACUAACGGGAAUGUGAACACCACAGAGACUCUGAUGCUAAUGACCAGCACAACGCGGCCCCUGAUGGGCUGUGUUUGGGAUUUUCCAUCCAACUACAGUGGCCUGGCCUAUGCCACCACAUCUAUGGUGAUUCAUGAGGUAAUUCCCAUAGCCUUGAUGGUUUUUACCAACCUGGGCUCCCUUUACACACUCUACACCCAUGGCAGGAAGCGCAGUUUGGUGCAAGAUGCACCUGUCAUAAAACGAGUGCCAGCCGAGAGACGAGCAGCCAAGGUGAUUCUUGCUCUCAUUAUGCUCUUCAUUGCAUCCUGGGGAACCAACGUUAUCUCUGUCAACUAUUUCAACUACAACAGCGGCUCCUCGGCUCAGUAUCUUUUGGUCAUUGCUCGUUUUGCCUACAUUAUGUUUAUCCUCUUGUCACCGGUUGUUCUGGCAGUCGGCCAUAGGCAGCUGCGUUCUUUCAUCAAGUCUCUGAUCUCUCACUAAUGGAGCUGC